Molecule: messenger RNA, 3557 nt
Organism: Nannospalax galili (Upper Galilee mountains blind mole rat)
Lineage: Eukaryota; Metazoa; Chordata; Mammalia; Rodentia; Spalacidae
Gene: Kctd10
Product: potassium channel tetramerization domain containing 10
Exons: 7
Coding region: 115-1065 (316 amino acids)
Biological process (GO): protein homooligomerization; proteasome-mediated ubiquitin-dependent protein catabolic process; negative regulation of Rho protein signal transduction
Cellular component (GO): Cul3-RING ubiquitin ligase complex
Molecular function (GO): ubiquitin-protein transferase activity; protein binding
Source: RefSeq, a predicted model, not a curated record
AUGUGGACAGCGGAAGUGCCCGCCCGGGCCCCGCCUCCGCCCCCGGCUUGAGUAAGCUGGGUGUUUCCUGCCUCUCAGUCCGGAUUUGGAGACUCCGGCGUCCUCCGACUUUUCAUGGAAGAGAUGUCAGGAGAAAGUGUGGUGAGCUCAGCGAUGCCAGCGGCUGCUACCCGUACCACUUCCUUCAAGGGCACGAGUCCCAGCUCCAAGUACGUGAAGCUGAAUGUGGGGGGAGCCCUCUACUACACCACCAUGCAGACGCUGACCAAGCAGGACACCAUGCUGAAGGCCAUGUUCAGUGGGCGCAUGGAAGUGCUCACUGACAGCGAAGGCUGGAUCCUCAUUGACCGCUGUGGGAAGCACUUUGGAACGAUACUCAACUACCUGCGAGAUGGGGCUGUCCCCCUGCCCGAGAGCCGCCGGGAGAUCGAGGAGCUGCUAGCAGAGGCCAAAUACUACCUGGUGCAGGGCCUGCUAGAAGAGUGCCAAGCGGCCCUCCAACAGAACAAAGAUACUUAUGAGCCCUUCUGCAAGGUUCCUGUCAUCACCUCCUCCAAGGAAGAACAGAAACUUAUAGCGACUUCAAAUAAGCCAGCCGUGAAGUUGCUGUAUAACAGAAGUAACAACAAAUACUCAUACACCAGCAAUUCUGAUGACAACAUGUUGAAGAACAUUGAGCUGUUUGAUAAGCUCUCUCUGCGCUUUAACGGGAGGGUCCUGUUCAUAAAAGACGUCAUUGGGGAUGAAAUCUGCUGCUGGUCCUUUUACGGCCAGGGCCGCAAGAUUGCUGAAGUCUGUUGCACCUCCAUUGUCUAUGCCACCGAGAAGAAGCAGACCAAGGUUGAGUUCCCUGAAGCCCGGAUCUAUGAAGAGACGCUGAAUAUUUUGUUGUAUGAGGCCCAGGAUGGCCGGGGACCUGACAAUGCACUCCUAGAAGCCACAGGUGGGGCAGCUGGACGCUCCCAUCACCUGGACGAGGAUGAAGAACGAGAGCGGGAGAGGAUUGAGCGUGUGCGGCGGAUUCACAUUAAGCGGCCUGAUGACCGGGCCCACCUCCACCAGUGAGCAGGCAAGCGGACCGAGCGGCCCUCCUGCUCCCUUGCCCCUAUCCCCUUCAGAUCCUCUGCAGGCUUCUGGGUGCCUUCUACUUCCCUGGAGUCUGGAGCUACUUUUGUAACAAGCCAGAUGAUUAUUUUGAUAUUUCUUGACAAGGUGAAUUGAUUCUGUCUUGACCCAGGUGUAUGUACCCUGUUUGAACAAGCUGUGUCUAAGGUCUCUACUUUUCGUAAGAAUCUGAGAAUCUGGAGCCAGGCUUUCUUGGUUCUUGGAGGAAAAGUAUGAAUGAGUUUGAAGUGUAUAUGAGAACUUCUGUUUGCAGUAUUUAUUUUUAUGAGUGUUGACUACCUAGUAGGGCUUCUUAGGUGACACUCCCUUAAAGGUUCAGCUUGAUGGUCCUGAGGCAAGCUGUGUAGUUGGCAGCCUGGCUCAUAACCCUCUAGCUUUGGCCCGCUGGCUCGUGGUCCCUGUGUAUUCUGACAUGGCAGCCUCCACUGCUUUGCUGACGUCUGUUCUUAUUGCGGUUUUGUGACUAUAGCUUCUUGGUAAACAGUUACAACUUGUAGCAGUGGACACGGGACCAAAUGUGCUUCCUUCCUGGAAGUGGUUCCUCAGUGUGGCAGAUCUUUGCCAUCUGGCCUAGUGCUUGCCGGGACUGUCUGGCAAGAGAGCAGAGCUUUGCCUGGCAGUGAGGCUCUGCUCUCAUCCUGCAUCCUUCCCUGACUCCUACCCCUUCCAGUUGCUCUUCUUAUCAACCCACUCCAUUCCAGGAAGGUCAUCUGACACUUCGCAGGUGUUAGCUCACACAUUGCUGCUCUAAGGGCUCUACUCCUGUGUGACCUCUUCCCUUUAAGCUGGACUUGCUUCAGCAAUUGAUGCCUUGUUCUUUGGUUAGAAAUUAUAUGGCCCCAGGUGUGGCAGCACCAGGCAGGGACACAGCUAGGUCCAAGAGAGCUUGCCCAUGUGCUCAGGGCAGUUUCCUUGCUGUAAACCCACUGUCACCUAUGGAUCCCUUAGAUCUUUGAUUACUAUGCAGAAUAGAGGGCAGUCAGUGAGCAGGUUGAGGGGACAUGCAGAUACCUUUGGGUCUUGUUUGCGUUCAAGGGACGUGUAUGACUGUUGGUGGGGAUGUGUGAUUAUGGGGCACGGGGGGCCCAAGAUGGGGCCUGGCUGUGUGCACAGUGCUCAUGUAGGACAAUGUUCUCAGUUACCUACCUCAGUUUCCUCUGCACCUGUGCAGGAGCAGAAGUGACUUGUGACUGAUGUGGGUGGUUGGAGUAGACUAGGUAGACUAGUUACAAGGAGAUGUGAGUGUGUGUUGGGUAGUGGAUGGAUUUUCUGCUCGGCAAGGGAAUUGUUACUGUUUUAGACCAAAGGUGUUAACAUGAGCAGUUUCUGAUACAUGUAUUCCAAAAAGACGAGUUGCUAUUUUGUUUUUGUGACGGUUUUUACAGCUCAGACUUUGUAUAUGACAGUUUAGACCCUUCUUUUGUACUGCAGCAAAGCCCACAGUAAAAUAAUCACAUAAUCCUGACUGAACCUAAGAACUACAUAUUGGGUGGAUGCUUUUUAAAUCGUGUGGGAAACUUUUCUAUUGAGUGAUUUGGACUUUGUUAAGUGCCACAGAAAGGGAGCUUACAAAAUAAUGUUUCAUAAAGUUUUUAUACUGUUUGUUUUGAAGUAUAAACCCCUGCUGUGUGGGUUCAGCUUUUUUAGGGAGCUAAAACGAAUGCCCGUUCUGAUGUUUUGUAGGAAUGGAAAGCCAUUAUAUCCAUUGUUUUUUACAUGUUGGUGUGGCACAGCCUGACUUGGCCUCGGCACCUACAAUUACUGUUUUUGGCAGCUCUCUGCUUCCUCUUUUCUUCAACUCUGUAGUUUUGCACCUCUGCCCACAGGGAUAGAAGAGGUCUGAAACAUUCCAUGUGAAAGAUACUUUUGGCUACAUCUGGCCAGAGCUCUGCUCUCAGCUUCCACAAGGAACUGACUCUAUAGCACCAAGGGGAGUAGUCGGCAUUUAUAUUGUGAACAAUCAGGAAAAACGCUCGUCUUGGGUUUGGUAGAGUGAGGUUUUAUUACUCUGUAAUAGCUCACAAUUAAAACAGAAAAUAGAAUGGCUUUUAGUUCAUGGUAACCAAGGCCAGUGUUUUAGUCAUGUGGUCAUUGACUGGGGGCCUGUGCCUGCAGCAGGUCCUGGCACAGCCUCUCCUGUUGAGGAUGGGCUGUUUGCUCUGUGCAGGUCCUGGUUCUAUUUAGGUAUCAACUCCUGUACCAGCUGCUCACAGCUGCCAUUCAGCACCUGUGCACAAACAGCACUCGGCCCUUCCCGGAGCACGUGCUAUCUGUGGGGCUCCAUCCAAAGUCACUGUCACACAGUUAAAGCAUGCCAUUCACCUUCCUGUUUCUCUGCUCUAUGAAAACAAUGCUGGAGUUUUAGAAGUACUCAUUGUUUCUAUCUUAUACAAGCAUUUGUGGACAUGUGUAAAAUAAACGUUACACUGUGC